AUGUCCAACAUCCAGAACGCAGACCUUCAUUCAGCGACGUCGUCGGAAUCAUCCAUCUCGGUCUCUUCGUCAAAUGAUGAGGUUUCCAUGCAUUCCACCAUAAGUGGAGACUCUCAAUUGGAUGAUCAUCGGAACCAAAAUCUUAGUCUGCCUAUUCGAAAUGAUAAUCUGUUGAAUGUCUCUACGGAGAUGUUGCGCCGCACAUCUGCUAUAUCGUAUCUUGAGCCUAAACAAAACAAGAGGCGUACCAAUUCCCACAGUUCCAUGGGUUCAUACAGACCAUCCAAAAUCAACAUAAACCACAAUUUAAAUUCAAGAGAUUUGCUCAAUAAAAUGGUUAUAGGGGAUGACGAUGACGAUGACGAAUUUGCCGUAAAGUUCAAUGCACGCUACCAGUCAGGGAAUAAUCAGAAUAAUUUGAGUUUUGCUUCGAGUUCGAAUACUCCUGUACCAAUCCAAGCUAAAACAAGAUCCAAAUCCUUCAGUGAACAAGUUAAAUCUUUACUUCGUCCAAAGGAAGACUCGAUAAGUAAUGGGAUUUUACUAGGUAAUUCUCAUUCAAAGGGCGCCAAUUUAGAUGACAAUCAGAAUGAGGAUGAUUUGAGUAGUAUAGAAAGUUCAAAUCCAAGAUUGACUUUCCCCGAUCAAAAUGGACUAGGGAAAGUUAUAUCAAAGACCUCUUCUAAAUCGCUUCGAAGAAAGGUAUCCAAUGACGCGGCAGUGGAUAGUGACAUGGAUUCUCACGCUUCAAGGGAAAGCCAAGAAACAGAAGAGGAUGUUUGUUUUCCAAUGUUACCAGAGCAUAUCCGUAUCAGAGGCAUCGAUUUUGACGAGAUUGAAGAAUUUGUAGCUGAGCAGAGAGAAGAGAAUGAAAGAAUCGCAGAGCGUGAAAGAGAGUUACGGAUGGAUCAUUCUAUUACUACCAGUACACAAAAACUAAGUAGUGCUGCUUUAAGAUACACACCUAAGUCAGCGAGAAAUGGAGAGGUUGGAACCUCAUCAUCUGAUAUAAGUGAAAAAUCCAUCAAUGCAGGCAUAACCAAUGAAAAGAGUGAAUAUCAGAGUAUAAAUGAGAAUAACAAGAAUGAUGCUAAUAGUGAUGAAUAUGUUACCUUCAAUCAGAAUGAGAAUAAGAAGGAAGAAGAUGAAUUACCUACCAGGUUCAGCUUCUUUUCGAGUGAAAGGGAGGAGACUAUCCAUGCAGCAGAUAUUCCUUCGUUGGUCGUGCCUGGACAAAAAUUCAAAGAGUUAUUUGCGCCUGAGGACUCUAUUUGGUGGUUAGAUUGCACCUGUCCAACAGAUGUCGAGAUGAAGAUGUUGGCGAAGGCUUUCAGUAUCCAUCCAUUGACGGCUGAAGAUAUUCGUAUGCAGGAAACACGUGAAAAGGUUGAGUUGUUCAAAAGUUACUAUUUUGUUUCUUUCCAUACGUUUGAGACGGACUCAGAAAGUGAAGAUUUCCUUGAGCCCAUCAAUGUCUAUUUGGUCGUUUUCGGUUCGGGUAUUUUGACAUUUCAUUUUUCGCCUAUUGUGAACCCCGCCAACGUCAGACGUAGAGUUCGUCAGUUGAGGGACUAUGUGAAUGUGUCACCAGACUGGCUUUGUUAUGCCAUGAUUGAUGAUAUUACCGAUGGAUUUGCGCCAAUAAUCCAGUCCAUUGAAUAUGAAGCCGAUUCGAUUGAGGAUUCUGUAUUUUUAAGUACAGACAUGGACAUCGGUUCUAUGCUUUUGAAGAUUGGUGAAAGUAGACGGAAAGUCAUGACAUUGAUGAGGUUGUUACAAGGUAAGGCUGAUGUUAUUAAGAUGUUUGCCAAGCGGUGUCAAGAUGAAAUGGCAAGAUUCAAUUUAAGCAAUCAGAACUUACAAGCACAGCCAAGAGCGGAUAUUGCCCUAUAUUUAGGUGAUAUUCAAGAUCAUAUUAUUACCAUGUUCCAGUCGUUACUAUCCUAUGAGAAGAUUUUCAGCAGGUCCCAUUCCAAUUACUUGGCACAACUACAGGUUGAAUCCUUUUAUAGCAACGUUCAAGUCACCGAUAUGCUCUCCAAAGUUACCCUUCUGGGUACCAUCCUAGUCCCAAUGAACUUGAUCACAGGGUUAUUUGGUAUGAAUGUUCGGGUGCCUGGACAAGAUGGUUCCAACUAUGGAUGGUUUGGAGGAAUAAUUGGUGUUAUUUUUGUGAUUAUAUUUGUCAGUUUACUAGGAGCAACCCAAUACAUGAAGUAUGUGGAAAAACAGGCUGGUAGAAAUGGAUUGAGGAGCGGCAUAAGCGUCAAGAACUUCAAGUUUGGACGCAAGAAACAGACCAAUGGCACACAACGCCAAGACGCUGUUAGUUUACCAACUAGGUUUACGAGGUAUGGUGAUUGGUAA
This is a messenger RNA of Pichia kudriavzevii, 2367 nucleotides long. RefSeq lists its product as uncharacterized. Gene Ontology annotation, biological process: intracellular magnesium ion homeostasis; magnesium ion transmembrane transport. Gene Ontology annotation, cellular component: plasma membrane. The coding region runs from base 1 to 2367 and encodes 788 amino acids. The record is from RefSeq and is a predicted model, not a curated record. Gene Ontology annotation, molecular function: magnesium ion transmembrane transporter activity. The transcript has a single exon. Lineage: Eukaryota; Fungi; Ascomycota; Pichiomycetes; Pichiales; Pichiaceae.